This is a messenger RNA of Penicillium paradoxum, 1551 nucleotides long. Its product is annotated as NTF2 and RRM domain protein. The transcript is spliced from 2 exons. Gene Ontology annotation, molecular function: mRNA binding. Lineage: Eukaryota; Fungi; Ascomycota; Eurotiomycetes; Eurotiales; Aspergillaceae. The record is from RefSeq and is a predicted model, not a curated record. Gene Ontology annotation, biological process: ribophagy; protein deubiquitination. The coding region runs from base 1 to 1551 and encodes 516 amino acids. Gene Ontology annotation, cellular component: cytosol; ribonucleoprotein complex; Ubp3-Bre5 deubiquitination complex.
AUGGCCGACAUGAACCAGGUUCCCGUCAACGGCAACUACCCUGCCCAGCAUGGAUACCCCGAAUCUUACAACCAUGCUUCUGUCACCAUGAACACUGCGGCUAGCUUCCAGCCUGCCCAGUCAUCCACUCCUACUACUGUCACUCCCACCGACCAGCAGAAGAACGAGAUCUCUAAGGACGAGGUGGGCUGGUACUUCGUUGAGCAGUACUACACCACCAUGAGCCGCAACCCCGACAAGCUUCACCUGUUCUACUCUCGCCGGUCUCAGCUGGUUUUCGGUACCGAGGCCGAGUCCGUCCCUGUCACUGUUGGUACUAAGGACAUCAACGAGAAGCUCAACUCUUUGAAGUUCCAGGACUGCAAGGUGCGCGUCCUGAAUGUCGAUUCCCAGGCCUCCUUCGACAACAUCCUGGUCUCUGUCAUUGGAGAGAUCUCCAACAACUCCGAGCCGUCGCGCAAGUUCGUGCAGACUUUCGUUCUUGCUGAGCAGCCCAACGGCUACUAUGUGCUCAACGACAUUUUCCGAUACAUGGCGGAAGAGCCAGAGGAAGAAACCGAGCAGCCUACCCCGGCGCCUACUGCCGAAGCCCCUGAGGCCGUUGCUGAGGUCCCCUCUGAGGAGGCUCAGGUUGUCGAUGAGGUCGCUGCCUCCAAGGUCGAUGAAAAGCUCGAGGAGGCUGAGGCUAAUGGUGAGGUUGAGGAGUCCAAGGAGGUCGCUCCCCAGACCAACGGCACCCCCGCCGAGGAGGAGACUCCCGCCCCCGCUCCUGCCGUCCCAGUUGAACUUGUGAACGACGAGAAGCCUGCCACUCCUGAGCCUUCUCCCGCUCCCGAGGAGGAGAUCCCUGAGAAGGAGACCGCCCCUACCCCCGCUGCCCCCAAGACCUGGGCCACUAUUGCGACCACCUCUUUCGCUGCUAAGGCCGCCGCUGCUGCCAAGGCUUCGGCCGCCCAGGCUACUCCUGCUGCUCCUAAGGCUGCUGCUCCCGCUGCUCAGGCCGCCCCUGCCGCUCAACCUACUGCCGCCCCUGCCGCCCCCACUGAGGCUGCUCGUUCCCCGGAGACUCCUUCCACUGAUGCCGGAUGGCAGACUGCUGGUUCCGACCACAAGAAGUCGCAGCCCCGUGCUGGCGAGGAGACCGUUCUCGCUUAUAUCAAGAAUGUCAACGAUAAGGUCGAUGCCAGCCUGCUCAAGCAGACCCUGGCUCGUUUCGGCAAGCUGAAGUACUUCGAUGUCAGCCGUCCCAAGAACUGCGCUUUCGUUGAAUUCAACGAGCCCUCCGGCUACGCUGCCGCCGUUGCCGCCAACCCUCACCAGAUUGGCAGUGAGCAGAUCCUCGUCGAGGAGCGCCGCCCCCGUGGCAACGCUUACGGCAGCAACGGCUUCCCCGCCGGCCGUGGUGGUGGUGCCGGUCGUGGUCGCGGUGACCGUGCUGGCAGCCAGGGUCGUGGUGGCUUCCAGCGUGAGGGUCGUGGAAGCUUCACCCCCGUGGUCGUGGUGGCAACGUCGCUGCCAAGGGUCGCAGCCAGGCCCAGGCUGCUUAAAUAA